Molecule: messenger RNA, 1024 nt
Organism: Prorocentrum cordatum
Lineage: Eukaryota; Dinophyceae; Prorocentrales; Prorocentraceae
Source: the annotation of a GenBank genome assembly
GCGAGCGGGCUGGUCGCUGGGCAAGCGGUCGGUCCGGCUGCAGGGCGCACCUUCGCGGCCGUCUCUACGCGCCAGGGGAAGGACAAUUGUGCGGAGAAGGGUGGUGGCGACAAUUGCGGUGGAUUGUCCGAGGACAGCUCCACGGAGAAAGGUGGUUGCGACAAUUGCGGUAGAUCCCCCGAGGAGGAUCCCGAGUGCGCCAAUUACAAGGACAUGCGCUACACGGUUGGCAGCUACAAGGACAUCGGCGCUGCCUCGGCCAGGGCUGGGGCCUCGGCCGGCAGCGCAGGGCAAGAUGAGCAUGCGUGUUUUGAUCAUUUCCGGGCCCUCUUCGGCAAGGAGUUCAGAGGGGUCAGUUACUUCCGCGGCCGCGUGGCGAGCGCGAAGGGGCGCGAGUUCCUCCCGAUCGAGACGCUCGCUGCAGAGAAGGCUUUGCGCGAGGCCGUCGACGCCGAGGCGCGGGGCACGCUUGCCGCGCACGCCCUCAAUUUCCUCGCACGCGCGGGGCGGUACCAGAGGCCUGCGUGGUUUCGCGCCUCCGCCUCGCUGUCGCGCGAGCAGCGCGGCGUCAUUGGUCGCCUCGUGGAGUCCGCGGGGCGCGUGCUUAAUAACUCGCUGCAGGCGGUUGAUCCUGCAACUGCCCGCGAUGACCUCGAGGCUCGUCGCGCGGGUUGCGGCGGCGGGGUCGCGUCCAAGAAGCGGGGCUCGGUUUGCGACCUGGCAGUUCCUGCCUGGCCAGUUGCCGGCAAGGCGGCCACCCUCCCAGUGGAAGAUUUCGUGGACGGGGGGUUCCGCGACGAUUUGCUCGACGCGCAGCGACGCCUGCCCCCGCGUUCGGAAUGGCCGGCCGUCGCUCCGCAGUCGCCGGCGCGCGCUGGCGACGCUGAGCGGCGCGAGAUCGCGCAGGUCGGCAUCGAGCGCGGCGUCGUGGUGGAGGUCAACAAGGACGACGGACUGAGGGGCGGCAGCGGCAAACUAGUGCUCAAUGGCGCGACGGGGGCGUGCAAGUUCAAUAUCGUCGGCG